This is a messenger RNA of Hydatigera taeniaeformis, 462 nucleotides long. The record is from the annotation of a GenBank genome assembly. NCBI's taxonomy places the organism in Eukaryota, Metazoa, Platyhelminthes, Cestoda, Cyclophyllidea, Taeniidae.
AUGAAGGCAUCUGCCUCUUCACCGUCAAUGGGAACUAGCUCUUCGUCCACGGACUUUACGACGGUAGCAGACUCCUCUACGGUUGCAGAGGAGGGCGUGGUUACCACAUCCGUUUGUCCCCGUCACUCCCCUUCAAAUUCCUCAGAUUAUGAUUCCGACGCCGAACUACAAAUGGUGUACCUGCGUCACAUGGCUAAAUUCAUGCCUGCAUCGUGGUUACUACGCGCCAGUCAGGCGCUACAGUUGAACCUCAAUUACGUGAGCUGUGAUAGCCAAGUUCCAUGGCUUAAUGCUCUCAUUGGGCGUUUGUUUUGGGACUUCUUGCGACAUGAGAUCUGGCACAAGCGUGUGCAAGAGAAGAUACAGGGGAAAUUGAAGAAGCUUCAUGUUAGUUCUUUUUCUGUUUGCCAAAGAUUCGCUUCAUUCAUUAAGAAUAGCUUUUCAACUCUUGGAGAAGGCUAA